GUUGACAUUCGCAAACAGCGAAGAUACGUUAUUUUUGGGGCCUUUUGAGGGAAUGGUCUCCUACAAUUUAAUUUCCCAAAUCAACCCGAAGCUGCCUCUUCAAAUUAGGGUUUCAAGCGGGCCGAGAGAACAGUCAUAGGCUUUGAAUCUCCGAAUUCCUGAAUCUAUCUCGGUCCGUCUCAAUUCUAGGAUUUUUGUCAGUCGCGAUUUUACUGAGCGCUGUACUUUGGCUUAAUUGAUUGUGAUUUUCAUCAAUUUGCGUGUUGUUCUAUGAAUUUUCCGAAUCUUAAUUGGGAAAAAAGUUAAUUAUUUGCAUCCUGAGUUAAGGUUUUGUCCAUCGCGAUCCCCUGAAGCCAGCGUUUUCGCUUGAUGAAAUGUGAAUUUGAUCAAUUCGCUUCUUGUUAUGUGCUCCGAUGUCUCUCAUGCGAGGAAUUUCUGAUAUAACAGAGCUCCAUUGACGAAGCAAAAUGAAAUCUACGAAGAAGAAGAAGAAACGGUCACGAGCUCCGAAUCCAGUGUGUAAAAAAGUUCCCGUCGGCGAAGAAGAUGAGGAAAGCAGAGCUCUUAAUGCAUUGAUGGAGGCGUUCUCCUCAGCUUCUCUUGAAGAAGCUGUUUUGGCCUACAGAGAGGCGAAGGGAGAUGCGAACAAAGCUGCUGAGAUUUUAGGAGGCUUCGUGGAUAACGCAGAAGAUCCCAUGAUGAUCUCGAGUUCAAGCGGAAGUUCGAGUUCGUGUUCUGGAAUGAGUGCAGUAGAGGGCAUUAGCAGGUCCAAUUUUGGGGAGGAUGAGGUUCAGAUGAAGGGUGGUGUUGUGGGGAGGAAGCCGAAGAGGGUAGUUGCUGCAACAGGGAUAGUUUCCUCAUUUUUGGGGAAAGAUUAUGUGAGAAGGGAUCGGCUGAAGCAGAAGGGGCAUAAUAAUGAACCUGUAAACAAAGAAGAUAUAGAGCAGUUUUUGUGUUCAAUGCUCGGGAAUGAGUUUGAGCUGACCUUAGCUGUUGUUAGAGAUGUGCUAUGCCAUUGUGGAUAUGAUGCUGAGAAGGCCUUGGAUGCAUUGCUUAAAUUGUGUGCUCCGCCGUACGGGUUAUCCAAGAAUGACAGAUGUUGUAACCAUGGUGCUAACAAUAAAGAAGACACAAGAUUCCUUUUUGAAUGCAGUCAGAAUUUUCCAGAUGGAGCAUCUGAUUCAACUUCUCUUUCAUCUAAAAGUGAGAUUCUGGAUAGUGUGCACUCCAUAGGCUAUGGUUGCAGAAAUUAUUCAGAGGUUCUUUCUAGUUCAAAAGCAAGCUGUCCAGCUAGUGAAAGAAGUAGCAAGUCAGAUCUUUCUGAGACAGUGCUGCAAUCUUUAUUUAAUAUCCCCAAGAGUUCUGAACAUGAACCGAACACCAUGAAUUGGAGGAACGCAGUGAAGAAAAUGGAGUCACUGGGACAUGGAAUUAAUUAUUUUCCUCCUGCCAUUACAGAAUCAUGGCAGCAUACCUAUGCUAAAGGAGAUGAGUAUCAAGUGUUUAGAAAAGAUGCAAAGCAGCACUGGGAUUCAAUGAGAUCAUGCUAUCAAAAAGCUGCAGCAGCAUAUUCAAAUGGGGAUUGCCAGGUUGCAGCUUAUCUUUCUGAGCAGGGGAAAUUCCACAAUAAGAUGGCUCGGGAGGCAGAUGAAAAGGCAAGCCGAGAGAUAUUUAUGGCUAGAAACAAGGGCAUAGAAAAUGUGAUCACAAUUGAUAUGCACGGGCAACACAUCAAACAAGCAAUAAGGCUUUUGAAAGUUCACCUUCUGUUUGGAACAUAUGUACCCUCUGUUCAGUGCCUCAGGGUCAUUACAGGAUGUGGGACACAUGGUGUUGGGAAGUCAAAAGUGAAACAAUCAGUCAUUGACCUUCUGCAAAAGGAAGGCAUUGAAUGGAGGGAAGAGAACCCAGGUUCACUGCUAAUUAAGCUUGAUGGUCAGAGAGAGUUAAGCUUCCUUGAUUCCGAGGAUGAUAGUGAAUAGUUGGGAUUUGGCAUGGUUGCUGAUUCAGAUCUAAUAAUGAUUAGCUACCCAUUGCCAAAGACCUCAAAUGAGCAAAAUCACCUCCUUUGAUCCUUCUGGUCAAACCUCUUAGUCUUUAACAAUGUUAGAGAGCAGUGUAGGGUUGAAGGUCAGAUAUUAAUGUAUUUAUUUAUGUCCAAGUCCUUCCCCAAGUAGGGCGUAGUCGAGGUCCACAGCAUCAAUAGGUUGUGGGCUGAAGAAUUCCAGCCUUUGUACCAUUUGUACCAUAUGUUAAGGGUUCAGGUUUUUUUUUUUAUUAUUAUUAUUAUUGUUUGAUAAGAGUUAACAUUUUCUGACAAUAUAUAAAUAAUAAUUUAUUUAAGAACAUUGUUAU
Molecule: messenger RNA, 2355 nt
Organism: Malania oleifera
Lineage: Eukaryota; Viridiplantae; Streptophyta; Magnoliopsida; Santalales; Ximeniaceae
Product: SMR domain-containing protein At5g58720
Exons: 11
Coding region: 468-1982 (504 amino acids)
Source: RefSeq, a predicted model, not a curated record